Molecule: messenger RNA, 2687 nt
Organism: Condylura cristata (star-nosed mole)
Lineage: Eukaryota; Metazoa; Chordata; Mammalia; Eulipotyphla; Talpidae
Gene: KIF6
Product: kinesin family member 6
Exons: 22
Coding region: 1-2373 (790 amino acids)
Biological process (GO): microtubule-based movement
Molecular function (GO): microtubule binding; microtubule motor activity; ATP binding
Source: RefSeq, a predicted model, not a curated record
AUGGUGAAGCAGACGAUCCAGAUUUUCGCAAGGGUGAAGCCCACUGUCCGGAAGCAGCAACAAGGGAUUUACUCCAUAGAUGAAGAUGAAAACUUAACAUCUAGCUUGGAAAUUAUCUUACCUCGUGAUUUGGCAGAUGGAUUUGUGAAUAAUAAGCGGGAAAGUUACAAAUUUAAAUUUCAAAGGAUUUUUGAUCAGGAUGUAAACCAAGAGAUCAUUUUUGAAAACAUUGCCAAACCAGUUGCUGAGAGUGUCCUGGCAGGUUACAAUGGUACCGUCUUUGCAUAUGGGCAGACUGGCAGCGGUAAGACAUUUACCAUCACAGGAGGGGCAGAGCGCUACAGUGACAGAGGCAUUAUCCCAAGGACACUGUCAUAUAUUUUUGAGCAAUUACAAAAGGACAGCAGCAAAAUAUAUACAACGCACAUUUCCUACUUGGAAAUCUACAAUGAAUGUGGUUAUGAUCUAUUGGAUCCAAGACAUGAAGCCUCCAGUUUGGAAGAUUUGCCGAAAGUGACAAUAUUGGAAGACCCUGAUCAAAACAUUCACCUGAAAAACUUGUCCCUUCACCAGGCAACCACAGAGGAAGAAGCUUUGAACCUGCUUUUCUUAGGAGACACUAACAGAAUGAUUGCAGAGACUCCCAUGAACCAAGCUUCCACCCGCUCCCACUGCAUUUUUACUAUUCAUUUAACAAGCAAAGAACCAGGAUGUGCAACUGUCCGACAUGCCAAACUUCAUUUGGUUGACCUGGCUGGCUCAGAGCGAGUUGCAAAGACUGGAGUAGGGGGCCAACUGCUGACAGAGGCCAAGUACAUCAACUUGUCACUACAUUACUUAGAACAGGUGAUCAUUGCCCUGUCAGAAAAACACCGUUUGCACAUCCCCUACAGGAACUCCAUGAUGACGAGUGUCCUGAGAGACAGUCUGGGGGGGAACUGCAUGACCACCAUGAUUGCAACGCUCUCUUUAGAGAAAAGGAAUAUUGAUGAAUCAAUAUCUACCUGCAGAUUUGCACAACGAGUGGCCCUCAUAAAAAAUGAGGCUGUUCUUAAUGAAGAAAUUGACCCCAGAUUGAUGAUUAUCCGCCUACAAAAGGAAAUCCAGGAACUGAAGGAUGAACUGGCCAUGGUCACUGGGGAGCUGAGGACAGAGGCGCUCACAGAGGCAGAGCUGCUUCAGCUAGAAGAACUCAUAACAACCUUUUUGGAAGACCAGGAUCCAGAGAGUAGACUAGAAGUUGGAGCCGACAUGCGUAAAAUUCAUCACUGUUUCUAUUAUUUAAAGAAGCUGCUGAAUGACAAGAAGAUCCGCGGAAAGAGCCCUGUCUCCUCUGAAAUCAAAACGCAAAACUGCCAAGAACCAUUAAAAGAGGAAGAAUAUAAAAAGCUACGAGAUAUUCUACAGCAGAGAGAUAAUGAAAUCAAUAUUCUGGUCAAUAUGUUAAAGAAGGAAAAGAAGAAAACUCAGGAUGCACUCCAUUUGUCUGGCAUGGACAGAAGCGAGUGUAGACAUUCACAGAGCUCACCUUUACCCCCCGGGAACCCAGAAGGUCCAAGAGUGUUGCUUCCCUCAGCUCCCGGACAAGCCCAGGACAGCCCCUUCGCAUCCAGGUCCAGUCUGCUCCACAGAAAAACAGGGGUGAGAGAGGAAAUGUCACUAGGACGCCAGGAAGCUUUUGAGAUCUUCAAGCGGGACCAUGCUGACAGCGUCACAGUUGAAGACAACAAACAGAUUCUGAAGCAGAGAUUUUCUGAAGCAAAGGCCCUAGGAGAAAGUAUCAACGAAGCGAGGAGCAAAAUUGGUCGCUUGAAGGAAGAGAUCACACAGCGGCACCUGCAGCAAGUAGCUCUAGGCAUCUCUGAAAACAUAGCUGUACCUUCCAAGCCCGACCUGCUGGAAGAGAAGCUGCGAUCACAACUGGAAGAAGAAAAGAGAAGGUACAAAAGCAUGUUCACGCACCUGAAGGCCCUGAAGGUGGAGAUCGAACACUUGCAGCUGCUCAUGGACAAGACCAAGGUGAAGCUGCAGAAAGAGUUUGAAGCCUGGUGGGUGGAAGAGGCCAGCAACCUGCAGGUAAACCCUCCCCCAGCGAAUUCACUUGAACCCAUGCCUGAAUCCCAGCUCAGAGAGCCACAGCAUCUCUCCAACAGAAGUUGCAGUGAUGUGAAUGCCAGGAAAACCCUGCCCUCGCCUCUCCCCAUCCUGCACAGCCAGGAGCCAGGCAGUGCCAGCACCUCCCCGAAGGACAGCCCCGAGAGACCAAUGUCAUCCAUCCCUCUCACUGGGGACACACAGACAGACAACGACAUUCUGGCAUUCAUCAAGGCCAGACAGACCAUUCUACAAAGGAAAUGUUUGGGAAGCAACUGAUUUGCAGUUAGCGUCCAGCAUUCCUUGUGGCCAUAUGACCGGAGUACAGUUGACAGCACCUCCUCCCCCUCGCCCUGGCUUCUGCAGCGAUCAGUGGACUGCUGGGAGCAGCUAGUGACUUGAUUCCAGUGGACGGACUGGCGUUUCCUUAAGGGUGGUCUCAUGGAGGCUGCCAGGGAGGCUGGGGUUGGGCUGGUGGUGCCAUCCUUGCUGUGGUAUGGUUGGCAGGACCUAGCACCAAGGGCAAGACAAGGGCUUCUGCUCACUCUCAGACUAGUGUUUCACAUUCACCAUUAUAAACCCACAUGAAAUAA